AUGACAUCAGAAACGACAACAAUCAAUGUCGCUGAUACCACUACUCCAAUUACAGUAACGACAAUCCACUGUAACAUUGAUAAAGAAUGCCCAAUUAAAUAUGUGACUGUGUACAAUGAUCGCGCCGAAAUAACACGUUCAUAUACCAAACAAUUUGAUCUGGAUGGAACUUAUGAAUUGAUACUGGAUGGAUUUUCAACCUAUGUCGAUCAAAAUUCAUUUCAUGUCAAAGGAGGUACAGGGAGAGCAACCAUUCUUGAAGUUUCUUAUCAUACACGAUACGAAAAAGUCCAAACAGAUACAACAGCAGCUGAAACAAAACGUGAACAAAUACAAAAGCAAGUUCAAGAUUUAGAUAAUGAUAUUGCACAACAUCAACAGGAGUUAGAUCGUAUCAAUAAAAAUCUCAAUUGGUUAGACGGUCGUGCCAAACAUUUAAUGAACAAUACUGAAAAGAGUGAUAAUUCUCUUCAACAGACGGAACAAUUUUUAGAUUUUUAUUAUCAAAAAUUGAAAACAUUCGAUGAGAAUAAAAUGAUUGAAGAACACAAAGUGAAAUCAUUAAAUGAACAUCGUGAGACCUUGAUGAAAGAUUUAAACACGUAUGGCUCCACAUUAUCGUCAACAGUAGGGAAUGAACAUCGUGAGGUCACAAUUCUAUUGAACGUGCAAGAUAACAAAUGUGUGGUUAAUAUAGAAAUCUCCUAUCUCAUUCUAAAUUGUUCAUGGAAAGCCAGUUACGAUGUACGAGUGAUAAGUGAAAGUAAAUUGGAACAAACACAACUUACGUACUAUGGAAUCAUUACGAAUCAGUCGAACGAAAAUUGGCUUAAUACACAAUUCUCCUUGUCAACAGCUACACCAUCCUUGAGCGGAACACCACCAAAAUUAUCAACGUUGAAAAUAGAUUAUAAACGACCUAAUUAUCGUUCGUCAUCAGUAGAUUACGAUCGUUUGAGUUCAUUGGAAUGUAAGGCUGCAUCUAUGUCUUUACAAUCCGCUGCAUUUUAUCAUAGAAGAUCAGCAACAUUGAUACCAAAACUAUCUUUGGGUAAUAAUUCAAAGGCUUCUGAAUCGAUGUUUGCAAUUGAUGAAAAUACGGAUGAUGUUGGAGUACUCGUAUCCAAAGCUGAAACAGGUUUAAGUUCAACAAGUUUUAGCAUACCACGUUCAGCUACCAUCGAAUCUGAUGGAAAACCGCAUAAAGUAACCAUUGGUGUUCUGCAAUUAGAAUCCAAAUUUACCUACACAAUUGUACCAAAACUAUCUUCGUAUGUCUACUUGAAAGCUACAACCACCAAUACAUCCGAUAAACAAUUAUUAGCCGGUCCGAUAAAUGUCUUUAUGGAUAAUGAUUUCAUUACUCAUAGUCGAAUUGAAAAUGUCUCGAUUGAUGAAAAAUUCGAUCUAUAUUUAGGUAUUGAUUCUAAUGUGAAAUGUGAAUACAAACCUGUACGCAAAAUGAAUGAAAUCCAAGGACUCAUCUCCAAAGUCAAUCAUGAAUAUAUUAAACAUGAAACAAAAAUAAAAAAUUUAAAAACAAUUGAUGUUUGUAUCUAUGUCUAUGAUCAUUUACCAUUAUCAUCGGAUGAGAAAAUUAAAGUAAAACUACUACUUCCACAAGAUAUCAGUAAAUUAAAAGAACAUUCAACAGCAUCAAUAUCAACUAUAUUAAAUGAUGAUAAUAAUGUGGAAUGGAAAUUGUUAUUGAAAGCAAAAGAAGAAUGUAAAUUACCAUUGGAAUAUUUAGUUGAAUGGCCAAAAGAUAAACAAAUUGAAUAUAAACAAUAA
Didymodactylos carnosus is the source of this 1791-nucleotide messenger RNA. NCBI's taxonomy places the organism in Eukaryota, Metazoa, Rotifera, Eurotatoria, Philodinida, Philodinidae. The record is from the annotation of a GenBank genome assembly.